Messenger RNA from Pristis pectinata (smalltooth sawfish), 3020 nucleotides. RefSeq names its product protein kinase D3 (gene prkd3). Gene Ontology annotation, molecular function: ATP binding; protein serine/threonine kinase activity. NCBI's taxonomy places the organism in Eukaryota, Metazoa, Chordata, Chondrichthyes, Rhinopristiformes, Pristidae. The record is from RefSeq and is a predicted model, not a curated record. Bases 274 to 3003 code for a protein of 909 amino acids. The transcript is spliced from 19 exons. Gene Ontology annotation, biological process: protein phosphorylation.
CGGACUGAGCGUCUGUGACGGCGGAUUGAAAGUACAGGGAGAGAAGAGGGGAGUGGGGAACAUGAGUGGGAUAUCAAGAGAGUGCUACCGCUGACCAAACUUGACGGCAAAUGCCAGGCCGCCAGAGUGCAUUCCCGUUUCAGUGAACCUUCGGGAGAGUGGACUGUUGGGACUUGCUGCAUUGUUUCUUUUUCUUGUUUUUUUUGGUUGUUGUUUUAUUGUUGCAACGCUGGAAGUUUCAGAGUGGAAAUUCAUCGCCGGGGAGCCAGCCAGAUGUCAAGCAACAGCAACUCGUCUCCUCCCGUGUCCCAGAGAUUGCUGCCGUCCGCGCUGCCGCUGCCCGCCUCUUCGCCCACGCCGUCGCUGUCUCCGCCGGCCACCGCUGUGCUCUCGGGCCGGGUUUCCAAUGGGAGCCUCAGCGCCCCGAGUCCCACCAAUUCCCGAGGAUCCUUCAACGGCGUCUCCUUCCUUCUGCAGAUCGGCCUCACACGCGAACCGGUGACCAUCGAGGCACAGGACAUCUCCCUCUCUGCCGUCAAGGAUCUCGUCUGCUCUAUCGUGGACCAAAAGUUCCCAGAAUGUGGCUUUUUUGGAAUGUAUGACAAGAUCUUGCUCUUUCGCCAUGACCUCAAUUCUGAGAACAUCUUACAGAGGCUGAUAUCAGCGGAAGAAAUUCAUGAAGGGGACUUGAUUGAGGUUGUUCUUUCUGCACUAGCUACUGUUGAAGAUUUCCAGAUCCGACCACAUACUCUUUAUGUGCACUCCUACAAAGCUCCAACUUUCUGUGACUACUGUGGAGAGAUGUUAUGGGGAUUAGUGCGUCAAGGCUUAAAAUGCGAAGGUUGUGGUCUGAAUUAUCACAAACGAUGUGCCUUCAAAAUUCCAAACAACUGUAGCGGUGUGAGAAAAAGGCGCCUGUCCAAUGUUUCCCUGCCAGGUCUCUCUAUUCCAAGACCUGCACCAUUGGACUAUUCAGGAGCAGUCUCAGAGGAGGGGCAGGGGCUCCAUUCGGGGAUACAGCCGAAAAGUGAUGAAGUACGUUUAGUCAAGCGUUGCCACCAGGAGACCAGCAAGAGAAUCCCUUCAUGGAGUGGGCGACCAAUUUGGAUGGAGAAGAUGGUGCUGGGCAGGGUAAAAGUACCGCAUACCUUUGUCAUACACUCCUAUACACGCCCCACUAUUUGUCAGUAUUGCAAGCGGCUAUUGAAAGGUCUAUUUCGACAAGGAAUGCAAUGCAGAGAUUGCAAGUUUAAUUGCCACAAACGAUGUGCAUCCAAAGUACCCAGAGACUGCCUUGGCGAAGUCGUUUUUAAUGGAGAGCCAGCAAGCCCAGGACCUGAUUCAGAUAUGCCUAUGGAGGUGGAUAGCAGUGACAUGAACAGCGAGGGCAGCAGGAUGUUGGACGACACAGAGGAGCCGUCAACAUCAGAAGAGAAGUUGUAUUUUAUGGACUCCUCUGAUUUGGAUGGAGAAAAAGACGAAGAACCUGUCCGAACAAUCAGUCCUUCAACAAGCAACAAUAUUCCCCUCAUGAGAGUUGUACAGUCUAUUAAGCACACAAAAAGGAAGAGCAGUACAAUGGUGAGAGAAGGUUGGAUGGUCCACUACUCCAGCAAAGACAAUCUAAGGAAAAGACAUUACUGGAGGUUGGACAGCAAGUGCCUUACACUCUUUCAAAAUGACACUGGAACCAAGUAUUAUAAGGAAAUCCCACUGUCAGAAAUCCUGCAGUUGGAUCCACCUCGGGAUUUUACAAAUCUGGCUCAAGGCAGCAACCCUCAUUGUUUUGAGAUAAUAACUGACACCAUGGUGUAUUAUGUUGGAGAGAAUCUUGGAGGCAACUACCAGAAUCAUGCCCUGGCUGCCACAGGAGUAGGCUUAGAUGUCGCACAGAGCUGGGAGAAGGCCAUUCGACAAGCCCUGAUGCCAGUAACUCCACAAGCCAGUGUCUGCACCACAGUAGGUCAAGGCAAAGAACACAAAGACCUGUCUCUCAGCAUUUCUGUAUCUAACUGUCAAGUGCAGGAGAAUGUGGAUAUCAGUUCUGUGUACCAGAUCUUUGCUGACGAGGUUCUAGGUUCAGGGCAGUUUGGAAUAGUGUACGGCGGGAAGCACAGGAAGACUGGAAGGGAUAUGGCAAUUAAAGUGAUUGAUAAAAUGAGGUUCCCCACAAAGCAGGAGAGCCAACUUCGCAACGAGGUUGCUAUCCUUCAGAAUCUUCAUCAUCCAGGAAUUGUAAAUCUUGAAUGCAUGUUUGAAACUCCAGAAAGGGUCUUUGUUGUCAUGGAAAAACUCCACGGAGACAUGCUGGAAAUGAUUCUGUCCAGUGAGAAAAGCCGCUUGCCAGAACGUGUCACCAAAUUUUUAGUCACACAGAUUCUUGUGGCUUUAAGACACUUACACUUUAAGAACAUUGUACACUGUGACCUGAAGCCUGAGAACGUACUACUUGCCUCAGCGGAUCCUUUCCCUCAGGUAAAGCUCUGUGACUUUGGCUUUGCUCGUAUUAUCGGUGAGAAGUCAUUCAGACGGUCCGUGGUGGGAACCCCAGCCUACCUUGCUCCAGAAGUCCUCCGGAGCAAAGGAUACAACCGGUCUCUUGAUAUGUGGUCAGUGGGUGUUAUAAUCUACGUGAGCCUCAGUGGCACUUUCCCAUUCAAUGAAGAUGAAGAUAUUAAUGACCAGAUCCAAAAUGCAGCAUUCAUGUACCCACCAAAUCCAUGGAAAGAAACUUCCAGUGAAGCCAUUGAUCUAAUUAACAACCUGUUGCAAGUAAAGAUGAGAAAACGUUACAGUGUGGACAAAUCACUCAGUCACCCUUGGCUACAGGAUUAUCAGACGUGGCUAGAUCUUCGAGAGUUUGAAACCAGGAAAGGAGAGCGUUACAUCACACAUGAAAGUGAUGAUGCACGUUGGGAAGAAUAUUCCCAAGAACACCAUCUCCAGUAUCCCAAACACUUCAUCAUGGCACCCAAUCUAGAUGAUAUGGAGGAAGAUCCUUAAUGUAUCAAACUGGGCAA